Messenger RNA from Trichomycterus rosablanca, 838 nucleotides. RefSeq lists its product as uncharacterized. The record is from RefSeq and is a predicted model, not a curated record. The coding region runs from base 64 to 762 and encodes 232 amino acids. Lineage: Eukaryota; Metazoa; Chordata; Actinopteri; Siluriformes; Trichomycteridae. The transcript has 3 exons.
UCUGAGCUCCUGUGCUGGUGCUGCUUCACUUUGAGACAGAGCAUCGAAGCAGCAGCAGCUAAAAUGUUCUGGUUCAAGAAGUUGUGGUGUUGUAGCGCCCCGUCUGAGGACCCGCACAGUCUCAGACCCAAACCUGAGAAGGAGAAGAAGAAGAAUUGGUGGCAGAGACUCAAAAAAAAGGAGAGGCAAGAGGAGAUGAAUGUAGAGGAGAAUCAGAUGACAGGAAAUGAGGAGAAUGCAGGGAUGAGUACCCAGGUUCUGCAGGACCAAGGGCAGGAACCAGAGAUACAGGUGAUAGAGAUGGAAGUGAAGAACCAGGUGGAGCAGAGCAUGGAGGAGAAGAACCCAGAAGAGCAGAACCUGGUUAUAGAAGGGAUUGAAGAUCCACUUCAGGCUGUCAUUUUGGAGAACGUCUUCAAGUCCUCUAAUGAUGUGAUGCAGCAGCAGAACGUCCAGGACGAGCACGUUCUGAUUGCUCCCACAUUCAUAAUCCAACCUGAAGAGUGUGAGAGACUGAUGGAGACCACAGUGGAGAAUCAAGGCGUGUCCGUGCCCGCUGGUGCUCCCGUGCCCCCGGUCUACAUGCUGAAGAUGAAGAGAACGAGCCGCUGGACCGUGCGCCCUGUACUGGUGCUGCCAUCCUCAAAAUACAUCUCAUCAGCUCUGCUGUGUUCUGCAGUGCUGUGGUGUCCUUCAGAACGUCCUCGCUCCACAGGGAUCGUUCCUCCUGAUCAUCUAGAGAACCUGGAGAAGAUGGAAUGAAGAACCUCCUAACAACUCAAUAAGCACCAGAAACUUUUCCCUCAUCAAAUAGAAAUAAAAAGCAUUAAAAAAUAAA